Messenger RNA from Aphidius gifuensis, 1029 nucleotides. RefSeq names its product speckle-type POZ protein-like. Gene Ontology annotation, cellular component: cytoplasm. Gene Ontology annotation, molecular function: ubiquitin protein ligase binding. Bases 1 to 1029 code for a protein of 342 amino acids. Lineage: Eukaryota; Metazoa; Arthropoda; Insecta; Hymenoptera; Braconidae. Gene Ontology annotation, biological process: proteasome-mediated ubiquitin-dependent protein catabolic process; regulation of proteolysis. The transcript has a single exon. The record is from RefSeq and is a predicted model, not a curated record.
AUGAAUGCAACAAAGUGUCAAAAUUCUUGUUUUUCAAACGAUGAAACAAUCAAAAUUCAACAAAGUAAAUUUAUUUGGAAAAUACCUGAGUUCAGGACUAUUAAUCAUGAAUUAUUGUCACCAAGUUUUCAAAGAGUUGAACAAUUAUGGAGGUUAAAAAUAAACCCAAACUCUGAAGAGCAUCCUGGACAAGGAAACGUCCAAAUCAGAGUUACUUUACACUUAGAAAAGAAAAUACUCAAUGAUGAUAAUACAAAUGAAGAAGAUACAAGUGUUUGUUACUCAAUGGCUAUUUAUGACAGAGAAAAUCGAGAAGCUCAUUCAAUGAGUGGUGUAAGGAAAUUUGAAAAAAAUAAAAGAACUGGAUUUGGUUUCAACCUUCUUUCAAGAGCACACUUUUUAGCACAGUCAGCAUUGUUGCUUCCUCAAGAAUGUUUGACUCUUUGUUGUAUUGUAACAUCACCACCACCAAUUAAACUGAUUAUACAACAAAAUUCUGAUUUUUUACGUAAUCUUGCUGAUAUAUUUACUCAACAGCAAUAUGGUGACAUAAAAAUAAUUAUUGAUAAAAAAGAAAUUUUGGCAUACAAAGGGAUUUUAUCAAUACAUAGUCCUGUUUUUAACAGGAUGUUUUCAAAUACUGAAUUUAUUGAAAAUAAAAAAAACGUUGUUGAAAUAAGUGACACCACAUAUGGAGGUUUUAAAAAUUUUCUUUUGUACAUGUACUCCAAUAAAUUGCCAGAAGAUACUCAAGAACUAGACCAAAUUUUAUAUCUGAGUCACAAAUAUGAUGUACCAAACCUUCAAGCACUCUGUGAAGAAAAAUACAUGAAGGAAUUGAAUAUUAAUAAUGCAGCAGAAGCAAUUAUUGUUGCUGAUAAACUUGUAUUAAACAACUUGAAAUUUCGUAUAUUUGAUUAUUUAAAAGUUCCUGAAAAUUGGAGAAAAUUUAUUGAUGAGCCUGGCUUUGACAUAUUGAGUGGAAACUGUGUCUUGAUGAAAGAAUUGAUCAAGUAUUCAACGACAUAG